CGGGCAGCUCCACCUUGACAUCAAAGGGUCCAGGUGCUGUGUCAGGACAUGCCACCCUUCUGGUGUCUCGUAUUUCUUGGGGGCCUCCUGCCCCCCUCCCAUGGCCUCCUCAACCUGCUGAACCCAGCAAAACCCAGCAGUGGAGGACAGCCUGGUGGCAUCCUUGGUGGGAAAGGCCUUGCAUCAGGCCUCCUUGGAGAAGGACUCGGCACAGGCGUCCUUGGAGGAGAAGGACUUGGCACAGCUGUCCUUGGUGGGAAAGGCCUUGCAUCAGGCCUCCUCGGAGAAGGACUCAGCUCAGGCCUCCUUGGUGGAGAAGGACUCGGCUCAGGCCUCCUUGGUGGAGAAGGACUUGGCAAUAAUCUCCUCGGCAAUGGUCUCCUCGGCAAUGGCCUCCUUGGCAAUAACAGCCUUCUUGGACAGACAGGGCUGCUUGGAAAAGGAGGUCUUCUAGGCAAUGGAAGUCUGCUUGGACUUGAUGGUCUUCUGGGUGGAGCAGGAGGACUUCUGGGUGGAGCAGGAGGACUUCUGGGUGCAGGAGGACUGUUGGGUGAUGGAGCUUCCCAAAAGACACUACGUUAUGCAUGGCUGAAGGUGCUGAACCUUGAGAAUGCCCGAGUGUCAUGGAAGGUCCUUCGUGGGACUGAGCUUGUGCUGAACCUGUACUCGAAGCUGGUGCUUCGCUUUCCAGGGAUUUUUCAGUUUCUGAGUGGAUCCUCAGUAGAAGCAAACAUCACAUCACACAUCACCCUAACCCAGGACUCCCCUGGUGACCUCAAGUUGGUGCUUGAGGAUUGCAACAACCUCCUCGGUGGCUUCAGUGUCAACCUGCGGAAGGGCCUCCUCACCAAUCUGGUGAGCAGCUUGCUGAACAAGUCUCUUAAGUCUCUUGUUCCUGCGCUGUUCUGCCCUUUAGUGAACGUCUGGGUCCGCAUCAUCAACAUUAACCUGCAAUUCCUCAACCGUGUCAUCUCCUUUGGGCUUCUGGGGAAAAUCUACUCUGCCCUCUCCAAACUGCCAGUGACAUCUGGGCACUAUGUGGAGCUGGAUCUGCAGGAUUCCCCAUUCCCAAGCACCUUCAUCGACUGGCUCCUUAAGACUGCAGGUGUCGAUCCUGGGAUCAGUCCAUAGCUGUGGGACCGGCAGCACC
This is a messenger RNA of Prinia subflava (tawny-flanked prinia), 1150 nucleotides long. Its product is annotated as BPI fold-containing family B member 4-like. The record is from RefSeq and is a predicted model, not a curated record. Gene Ontology annotation, molecular function: lipid binding. Bases 49 to 1131 code for a protein of 360 amino acids. The transcript has 10 exons. Lineage: Eukaryota; Metazoa; Chordata; Aves; Passeriformes; Cisticolidae.